GAAUGAUGUGAACUACUUCGGAUGGAUGUGCAAUUUAAGUAACCCGUUUGAGAUUUUCCGCAGUCAGUAAAGAGUUGAACCCGUUGCUGUUAAGACGAUGCUGCGUUUUGUGAUCGGGUUGUGUUCUAUAUUGUGUUUGGUCAGUGGGGCUCCAACUGUGCAUCUCGGAGAAUCACAUGAUACCGAUACUUACGAGUAUAGAACGGAGCUGCCGUUCACUACUGAUCCGAUAGUUGUAACAAGGAGGCCACUAGUAUCUACGUCUUACGUAAAUCCAAUUAAUAUGAAUAAUUAUCCAACGAUUACACCAACGGUCCAGCAACCGGCUCAACAGCUGCCGCAGCACCCACAUCAGCCACAAAAGCCGCAUUUACUUCAUCAGCCACAACCGCAGCAACCCCAGUUACAGUACUUCUACACGCACUUUCCUCUGCAUCCGUACACCAAUCCUUCUUAUCAGAUGCAACCUGGAUUCGGCUAUCAGUGGCAAGAUACGAUUCAGCAGCCUCAGUAUCCUGUCCUACAGCCGAUGAACACUAACGUUUUGCCUUGUACUCAUUCCGCCCAUAAUGGCGGCUACCAGCAAUUUGGUUAUUGAUGUGUAGAGAUUACUUUUUUGAACUUUGGAUGCAGAAUCGGAACGUUUUAAAAUAAGUGUUUCCAUCAAACAUAUACUCCUAGUUAUGGAUUUAAGUUUUACCAUGAUUGUUUUGUAAAAUAUGUGCAACGCUGAAAAAGAAAAGUG
This is a messenger RNA of Armigeres subalbatus, 745 nucleotides long. RefSeq lists its product as uncharacterized. The transcript is spliced from 2 exons. The record is from RefSeq and is a predicted model, not a curated record. Bases 98 to 598 code for a protein of 166 amino acids. Lineage: Eukaryota; Metazoa; Arthropoda; Insecta; Diptera; Culicidae.